This is a messenger RNA of Suillus subaureus, 1310 nucleotides long. RefSeq names its product kinase-like domain-containing protein. Gene Ontology annotation, cellular component: cytoplasm. NCBI's taxonomy places the organism in Eukaryota, Fungi, Basidiomycota, Agaricomycetes, Boletales, Suillaceae. The transcript has 7 exons. The record is from RefSeq and is a predicted model, not a curated record. Gene Ontology annotation, molecular function: ATP binding; protein kinase activity. Gene Ontology annotation, biological process: protein phosphorylation; signal transduction. The coding region runs from base 105 to 1172 and encodes 355 amino acids.
ACGUAUGCGGUCCCUUUCUUGUACUCAUCUAUACCACUCUGUUAAUGCCAUUAUUGUAGCCUGACGCAAUAGCUCCUCCUGCUGUUGUGCAUCGUAACCCAAAGAUGGACCUGUCUUUCAUAGCUCUUCCCACUCCACCACGUAGACCUUCCCUUACAAUAGGAUCGCGGCUACCCUGUUUACCCAACCACUCCAGCAAACUCCUUACACCGUCUUCCCAUACGGACACAGUUCUCCAUGUUCGUAAUGAUGGGUCUGACGAUUUCCUCCCUGACGUGAUACUCCAAGACCUCUCAAAAUAUAUAACAAAGGACGGAGACUAUCCUGUUGCUCGUGGAGGGUUCGGGGAGAUCUGGAAAUGUAUUUUUCACAUCGAUCGUACAUCGGUCAAAGUUGCAGUGAAAGCAUUGCAGGUUUAUGCUGCUGACCAACUUGGUGCAGCAAAGACGAAAAAGAUCAAGAGGAUAAAGCGUGAACUCAGAAUAUGCGCCAACCUCAAACAUCCAAAUAUUCUACCUGUUUAUGGCUAUACGUAUGGCUUCGGCCCAUUCCUAGCGAUAGUCAGUCCUUGGGCGGAGAAUGGUAACCUGUCGGACUAUUUGGAGCUCAAGGGCACGGCUCUUACUCUCGUUAGACGAUUCCGGCUGCUCAGGGAUAUCAUAGCCGGUCUGCAAUAUCUUCAUGCCAACAGUGUCAUCCACGGUGACUUCAAUAGCCCUAAUGUUCUCAUCCACGGUGAUGGCACCGCGUGUGUUGCUGACUUUGGUCUUUCCUUGAUGUAUUCCGAGGUUAUAAGUGCCUCUCAGGCAUCUUGGACGUCCACGCUCAAAGGAAACAUGCGAUGGAUGGCUCCUGAGUUGCUUGUACCAGAGCAGCAGGAUGGAUCUGCAACUCGUCCGAGCGAGCAAAGCGAUAUCUUUUCGUUCGGCGGUAUCAUGUUGCAGGUCCUCACGAACAAAAUCCCUUAUUAUUACCUCCCGAAUGACGCCGCAAUCGUCCUAUGCAUAGCUAGGUCAGAAACGCCCUCCCGAGCUCGUUAUCCAGAACUCCCUGAAAAACACUGGGCAUUUAUCGAGCAAUGUUGGUCUAAUGAUCCUCGGGACCGUCCAUCGACGGAGGGAGCUCAUGUGACGAUCAGGAAUGAAUUUUACUCGCUGUCUAGAUCUCAUUGAUUCGUGAACUAUUGCAUUCAACGAUCUGUUUACAGUUCAACCGACAAAACGAGGCACAGUAACACGAUGCUGUUACCUGUACUGUAAUCACCCCCAGACAUCUCCUGCAAUGUGAUGAGAACACUGUAGUUACCGACC